Molecule: messenger RNA, 1202 nt
Organism: Carassius auratus (goldfish)
Lineage: Eukaryota; Metazoa; Chordata; Actinopteri; Cypriniformes; Cyprinidae
Product: cysteine and tyrosine-rich protein 1-like
Exons: 4
Coding region: 264-728 (154 amino acids)
Source: RefSeq, a predicted model, not a curated record
AGGCGAAGGAAAGAAAACAGCAGGACAGCGCAAAGAAGAAGUUACAGACAAAGAGGGAGGACUCCGAUGAGAAGAUGUGAUGAGAGUCGAGUCGAGGAACACGUGGAGUCUUAUUGAUAAAAGAGUGCGCUGAUUCAGAACAACAGAAGCACAGUUUCUAAAGAGAUUCAAGACAUGGCAGGAUUAGAGAUCAGCUGUGCAAAGAUGAACUAACAUGUCAGAGCUGGUCACACGCGUUCUCCAGGGUUUCUCAACAGAACAUCAUGGAAAACCCGAGUUCACAGAAGAGCUGGAAGUUGUUGCGGGACUCUCUGCUGCUGUGCUUCUUUGCUGGCCGUGGAGACGCUCAGUGUGACCGCUGUAUUGAGUAUUGCUGUGAUGGGGUUCCUCCGUUCUGCUGCUCUUACUAUGCGUAUGUGGGAGACGUGCUCUCGGGAACGGCGAUCUCCGGGAUCGUGUUUGGCGUGGUGUUUCUGAUGGGUGCCGUGGCCGCUAUCUUCCUGUGCAUCUGUAUGUGUGUGAAGAACAGCCGCGGGGCGAGAGUGGGCGUCUUCGGCUCGUCGUACAUCAACACCGUGACUCAGAGCUACCCAGGUCCUCCUCCUCCUUACAGCUUUGAUUAUGAGAUGUAUCCUCCGAAUCUACGGCCGCCUCCAUACACUCCCACUCCACCCAGAGACUCAGACUACUCUCCACCUCCACCCUAUCCAGGCUACAGCCACAAAUGAGCCUCCGUCUGUGUGUGUGUGUGUGUGUGUGAUUCUGAGAGGACACACAAAAUAUGCCAGACUGGUGCUUAAAGCAGGGGUUUUCAUUCACUCGACCAGCACAAAGAUGAGUCUUACCCAAGGAUUGGAAUAUUUUUAUUGAUGACGUGGACAUUUAUGGUCUCAGAAACACUUAUAGACCUUCCUUAUUAGGCAACAUGAGACCAGGACAACUCCGAAAUAUAAAUAUGUUUUCUUGUGAUGCAGUUUGUUGAAGAUCAGUGUUAUUUCUUUAAUUGUCGAAUGGAAGAACAGUGAAAUUAAACUGUUAAUAUGGGAGUAAACGUCAUGUGUGUUGUGCAGAGUAACAUUAUUUGUGUCCCUGGAGCACAAAAGCAGACUGAAGGAGCACAGAUAUAUUUUUAUCAAUAGCCAAAAAAAACAUUGCACGGGUUAAAAUCAUCGAUUUUUCUUUUAUGCCAAAAAUCAUUAGGA